UGGCGAGUGGACCUUGCCCCCACACGCCGGCACUCCGGACAGAGCACUGCCCUCACCACCAUGGAGGGUCUGCUGCGCCUCGCCCUGCUCCUGGGUGCCCUGGCCGGCCUCCUGCUGCCCGGGGGGAGCGUGUUCUCCGGCCGCGAGCGCGCGCACAGCGUCCUGAGGUCCCGCAGGGCCAACACAGUCUUCGAGGAGCUGAAGAAAGGCAACCUCGAGAGGGAGUGUCUGGAGGAGGCCUGCUCCUACGAGGAGGCCCGGGAGGUCUUCGAGGACAACGAGAAGACGACUGAAUUCUGGAACAAAUACAAAGAUGGAGACCAGUGCGAGAACAACCCUUGCCAGAACCAGGGCACCUGCAGAGACGGCCUCGGGGAUUACUUGUGCACCUGUGCAGAAGGCUUUGAAGGCAAAAACUGUGAGCUCUUCACCCGGAAGCUCUGUCGGCUGGACAAUGGCGACUGCGAGCAGUUCUGCCAGGAGGUGCAGAACUCGGUGGUGUGCUCCUGUGCCAAGGGCUACACCCUGAGUGACAACGGCAAGUCCUGUGUCUCCACAGAGGUUUUCCCGUGCGGGAAGCUCACUGCAGGACGGGGACGCAGGAGGAGGUCAGUGGCACAGGUCACCAACAGCAGUGAGAGGGCACCUGUGUUGGAGCAGGACCUUCUGGAUGAGCUGAGCGCCACAGAGGACCCUUCUGACCUCCUCUACUUCAACAGCUCCGACCCGGGGACAGCAGGCAGCGACCUCGGCCGCAUUGUGGGCGGCCAGGACUGCAAAGAGGGGGAGUGCCCCUGGCAGGCUCUGCUUGUCAACGAGAACAACAAGGGGUUCUGCGGGGGGACCAUCCUCAAUGAGCACUACGUCCUCACCGCGGCCCACUGUCUCCGCCAAGCCAAGCGGUUCACGGUGAGGGUAGGUGAGCGGAACAUGGAGGAGGAGGAGGGCAAUGAGGUGACACACGAGGUGGAGGUGGUCAUAAAGCACAACAAGUUCAACCCGCACACAUACGACUGCGACAUCGCAGUCCUCAAGCUGAAGACGCCCAUCACCUUCCGCAUGAACGUGGCCCCCGCCUGCCUGCCACAGAAGGACUGGGCUGAGGCCACGCUGAUGACACAGAAGACAGGCAUCGUGAGCGGGUUUGGGCGCACACACGAGAAGGGCCGUCAGUCCAGCAUCCUCAAGAUGCUGGAGGUGCCCUACGUGGACCGCAACACCUGCAAGCUGUCCACAGGCUUCGCCAUCACGCAGAACAUGUUCUGUGCCGGCUAUGAUGCCAAGCUGGAGGACACCUGCCAGGGGGACAGUGGUGGCCCCCAUGUUACCCGGUUCAAGGGCACCUACUACGUGACUGGCAUCGUCAGCUGGGGAGAAGGGUGCGCGAGGAAAGGGAAGUUCGGGAUCUACACCAAGGUCACUAACUUCCUCAAGUGGAUCGAGAAGUCCAUGCGGGCCAAGGUGCCCCCCAGGCCAGAGACCCCAGCGCCAACCACGCCUGCCCAUUAAAGGAACCGACUCUGGGCACCCAC
This is a messenger RNA of Chinchilla lanigera (long-tailed chinchilla), 1532 nucleotides long. It is a transcript of the gene F10, whose product is annotated as coagulation factor X. Bases 61 to 1509 code for a protein of 482 amino acids. Gene Ontology annotation, biological process: proteolysis; blood coagulation. Gene Ontology annotation, molecular function: calcium ion binding; serine-type endopeptidase activity. The transcript is spliced from 8 exons. The record is from RefSeq and is a predicted model, not a curated record. Gene Ontology annotation, cellular component: extracellular region. NCBI's taxonomy places the organism in Eukaryota, Metazoa, Chordata, Mammalia, Rodentia, Chinchillidae.